Molecule: messenger RNA, 2558 nt
Organism: Dioscorea cayenensis subsp. rotundata (Guinea yam)
Lineage: Eukaryota; Viridiplantae; Streptophyta; Magnoliopsida; Dioscoreales; Dioscoreaceae
Product: hydroxyproline O-galactosyltransferase GALT6-like
Cellular component (GO): Golgi membrane
Molecular function (GO): galactosyltransferase activity; carbohydrate binding
Source: RefSeq, a predicted model, not a curated record
UUUUUUUCCAAACGGCUCUUUUUUUGUUUUUUAAUGGGUUCCUCUUCUUCUUUUUAAUUGAUAGUCUCGUCUUCUCCUUCGUCGCUAAGGUUAGGGUUAGGGUUUCGAUUUUGGGAGCGAGAUAUCCUCCGAUCUCGUGAGGAGUUCGGAGAAGGAGUGGCGAUGAGGAGAUCGAAGCUUGAGGCGGUGGUCUCGCUAGGACGGCAGCGAUUGCUUCAGAUGCUUCUCGUUGUUGUGUUGUUCUACGUGGGUUUUGUUUUUCUCCUCGAGUUUCCCUUUGUUUCGAGUCGGAUAUCGUCGCCUGAGACCGGUGGCGGUGGUCGCCGACUUGGCGAUGUUAUGCCCCUUUCGCUGGCGCUUGACAGCGAGGAGGAUGUUGGGGAGAAGUCUGCGCCUGUUCGGCCUUCUAAGCAGCCGUAUAAAGUCGGUGAAUUGGUGUCGGCGGCGGCGGCGGCAGCGCCGCGGGGAUCGCCGGAUCUUCGGAGACGGUCGAUGAUUGUGUCUGGGCUUGUGUUGUCUGACCCUAAUGCCGCCCUGCACGGCUCGUUCUCCGAGCUUCACAAGGUGGCGCUGGACUCGUGGGAGAUCGGGCAGAGGUUGAUUGGGGAGCUGAGAUCCGUUUCCGUGGCGGCUUCGCCGUCUGCUGAGAACCUGACGGCGGAGAUGGAGAAGUGCCCGCACUCGAUCAUGCUCAACGGGACUGAGUUUAGGGAGAGGGGAAAAGUUAUGGUUCUUCCCUGCGGAUUGACACUGGGUUCGCACCUGACCGUUGUUGGCCGGCCGCACGAGGCUCACCCGGAGAAUGAUCCCAAGAUCACGCUGAUCCGGGAGGGAGACCAGCCAGUAAUGGUGUCGCAGUUCAUGAUGGAAUUGCAAGGGCUGAAGACGGUUGAUGGAGAGGAUCCACCAAGAAUUCUUCAUUUCAAUCCUAGGUUGAAGGGGGACUGGAGCGGGAGGCCUGUGAUCGAGCAGAAUACAUGCUAUCGGAUGCAAUGGGGAUCAGCACUCCGGUGUGAUGGAUGGAAGUCUCGGGCUGAUGAGGAGACAGUGGAUGACCUGGUGAAGUGUGAAAAAUGGAUACGUGAUGAUGAAGAUAGGUCAGAGGAAUCAAAGACGAGCUGGUGGUUAAACCGUUUGAUUGGUCGGACUAAGAAGGUCUCCAUCGAUUGGCCAUAUCCUUUCGCUGAGGAUAAAUUGUUUGUCCUCACUUUGAGUGCUGGUUUGGAAGGUUAUCAUAUCAACGUCGAUGGGAGGCAUGUUACAUCUUUCCCGUAUCGCACUGGAUUUGUUCUUGAGGAUGCAACUGGAUUGUCACUGAAUGGUGACCUUGACAUUCAAUCAAUAUUCGCUGCGUCCUUGCCCACAUCACAUCCUAGUUAUGCUCCACAACGACAUUUGGAAAUGGCCACUCAGUGGCAGGCCCCACCACUUCCCAGUGGACCUGUUGAGCUGUUUAUUGGUAUCCUUUCAGCAGGCAACCAUUUUUCUGAGAGAAUGGCUGUGAGGAAGUCGUGGAUGGCAUCAAUUAGGAGAUCACCAAAUGUAGUUGCCCGCUUUUUUGUUGCUAUGCAUGGCAGAAAAGAAGUGAACUUAGAGUUAAAGAAGGAGUCAGAAUUCUUUGGUGACAUUGUUAUAGUGCCCUUCUUGGAUAGCUAUGAUCUUGUCGUUUUGAAGACUGUAGCUAUAUGUGAAUAUGGGGUUCGAGAAGUUUCUGCCAAAUAUAUCAUGAAGUGUGAUGAUGAUACUUUUGUUAGAGUUGAUUCAGUUAUGAAGGAAGUGAAAAAAAUCCCCAGCGGUAGAAGCCUGUAUGUGGGGAAUAUGAACUAUUACCACAAGCCCUUGCGCUCUGGGAAAUGGGCUGUGACAUAUGAGGAGUGGCCGGAAGAAGUCUAUCCACCCUAUGCAAAUGGUCCCGGUUAUGUUGUGUCUUCAGACAUUGCAAGAUUCAUUGUAAAAGAGUUUGAGCAACACACAUUAAGGCUAUUUAAGAUGGAGGAUGUGAGCAUGGGCAUGUGGGUUGAGCAAUUCAACACCUCAACACCUGUUGAAUAUCUCCACAACCUCAAAUUCUGCCAGUUUGGAUGCAUUGAGGACUACUACACGGCUCACUACCAGUCGCCGAGGCAGAUGAUGUGCAUGUGGGAGAAGCUUCGCAUGGGAAGACCACAAUGCUGCAACAUGAGAUAAUAUUAUGCCUGUGUAACAACAAAGCCGAAUUUUUUGCAGCUUUAGCAAAUCAAUGUACAUUCAAUGGAGGGCUUACCACCCUUCUCAUAUGACAGAGAUAACCCGGGGCUGUUUUCAGGCCUCUCUGGCAUUCAUUCAUUAUUUAUUGGUCCUCGAGUGAUAGAAGGAGGAGAGGGAGGACAUAGCUGCCCAUAAUGCAAAGAAAACAAGCCUCAGAAUGUCUUUCACUCACUUUAGUUUUGUAAAUCUAGUGUGCUAUGUUUUUUUUGGUAGAAUUGCCCGUGAGUUUAUUUUGUUAACUGGCCAUUGCUCCGUUAAAAAAUUGCAGAACUAGAUAGAGCGGCAGUUAAUUUAAUUAAUUUAUUUAUUUA